Messenger RNA from Lolium perenne, 4234 nucleotides. RefSeq lists its product as uncharacterized. Lineage: Eukaryota; Viridiplantae; Streptophyta; Magnoliopsida; Poales; Poaceae. The record is from RefSeq and is a predicted model, not a curated record.
AGACGGUACCAAACAGAAGAGCGGAGAAGCGACAAAGCUUUCAAGGAUGAGAAAGAGAGAAGUGAAGAGAGAGAAAGAGAGGAGAGGAGGGGAGCAAGGAAGGGAAGAAACAGAAUCUGCCACCAUCUGAUCAUCUCAACUACUACUCUUACAGGGAGCAAACAGUAAAGAGAGAGAAAAGAAUCACCGAGAAGCCAAGAAACCCUCGAGGCCAAGCAUUCAUCCCCUCCUCGGCCGCACACCUCCCCCCAUCCGCGGUGAUCGAAUCCGCGGCGCCACCCCUCCUGCAUUGGCUUCUGGAAGACGAAUGAAUUUUUGGAUGGGGAAGGCACAGAGUAAGAAUAUUCCAGCCUUCGAUGGUGCAAUUUUUUUGUGCAACUACCGGACCAGGAAGGAGUGCUUUGACAGAAAGAUUUUUGGCCUUUCUUCUAAAUGUACUGAGUUUAUACAAAAAGUUAAAUCUGGAGCAACACUGUUCCUGUAUGAUGUUGAUCAACGCAAGCUCCAUGGGGUGUUUGAAGCAACUUCAGAUGGAGCAAUGAAUAUUAUUCCUGAUGCAUAUGCCUCAUCAGGGUUUCAUUAUCCUUGUCAGAUACGUUUCAAGAGGAUUUGGUUUUGCAAGCCAUUGAUGGAAAUGGAAUUUGAAGAUGCAGUGCAGGCUAACUACUUCUCAAGAAACAGAUUUACUUACGGUUUAUCACAUCAACAGGUUGUAAAGCUUCUUCACUUGUUUUCUUCAAGGAACAGAUUACAGCCUCGUCAAAAUCCAAGGUUACAGGAUGAACCUCCAAGGGAGUCUGAAAUUUCUUCUGUGAUUAACCAAACUGAUAACCAGUCCGGUUCAAACAGUUCACAUGGUUCAUUCAAAAGCCCUGGUCAAACAUGUACCUCCUCCACUGUUGGGGAUGAUGCAGCAUCACCGACUCACAAGUUAGCAAAGCCUAUGUCAAUAAUGUACAAAGAGUUACAACCAGACAUCUCUGAUGUGGCUAAGUCCAACAGCUCGGGAACUUCCUUCCACACUGCAGCAAAUACAGACAUUGUCCCUGAACCUGGAACCCAAGAAGCAAUGGAUGACGAGUGUACUGAUGAUUAUAUACCACUACAGAUGGAGGAAGAUGACGGUGUUGAUAAUCUGUCUGAUUUGCUUGGAGAAGAGAGUCAGUCCUCAGAAUCUAAAGGCAGUAGUGACUCUGAAGAGCACACUACUUUCCACCAGUCCUGUCGCGGGAAGAAAGAUGAUUGCGAUCAGCCUAUGGCAAAUUCAAAGCUCCGUGCUGACAUUGAAGGGCGAAAAAGUGUGUUUGCUAGGUUAAUUGGGAGACCUAAAUCAUUUAGCCAAAGAGAUAAGUCCAUGACCAAACCGUUUGCAUCAAUUAAGGCUAGGUCUCAGAGGAAAAAAAAGCGGAGGGCACAGCAAAACAAGGCCUCCCCACGUGAUAAUAGUGCAACGAUCGAUAUUCCUUUGGCUGAUAAGGUGACGAGAGUUCCAGCACUGAACUAUUCAUUUGUCAGGGGUGACAACAGAAGAUCCAACAAGUUCUUUGGUGGAAAACCAAGCAACAUUCAAACAGGCCAACAUCCAUAUCUUCGUGAAGAGAACAAAUGGGAUGUCUGGGCUAAAGAACCUGACCGAUCUGAUGCAUCCAGAAAGCUGUUUGUUCCUGAAGAUAGAAGGAAAUUGACCGAGUCCUGUGACAGAGCAUUAAACAAAUACCCAGUGUCUGCUGAAGUACAUGAGAGCUGUGAAGUCACUGUUAAAGAAGAAAUCAGGACCCCUUUCUCAGAUUUUAAGCGGCGUGCUAAGUAUCCAAAUGUUGAAGGAGGAGAUGCGGAUUAUGACACUGAGGAUGUCGAGGAAGCAGCCAGGAAGAAGACGCGGCUAGCAAGUGCAUCUUACCAUCGGGAGGAGUAUCAAAGUGAAACUGCAUUGGUUCCGAAAGACACCAAACCUACAGACAUACUGACAAUAUCUGAUGGGGACUGUAAACUCAAGAGCAUUGGUUUUUCAUCUGCUGACACCUCUACUCAGAUGGCUAGAGCUUAUCUUGAAACCGAAGUGCUCCUGCCAGAUGAACAGCAAAGGAUCCAAAGCUACUGUGAAGAUGUUACAAGUGAUAAAUUAUUGAUUCUCGAAGAUUUUGGAAAUGCGCCCAAGGUCAGUUUUGGUAACGGACAGCCUGUUUUGAAUGUUGAAACUAGGAGUGAGGUGGCUUUUGGCCAUCUGGAAACUGAAACAUCCCUCCAAGAGAAACAAAACCAAAGUGCCAAGAGCUGCUAUGGAGUGGUUAACGCAGAUAAAAUGUUGCUCCUGGGGAAGCCUGGAACCAUGGAUUUCUCGCCCAACCAUGAUGAAGAUUGUCGAAGCAAGAUGUGCUUGCCAUCUGAUGGGAUUACCAGGCAUGUUUCUUCUAGCCAUCUGGUCCCUGAAAUGCCUCUGCAUCAGAAACAAACCCCUAGUAUCCAGAGCUGUUCCCGGGUGGUUCACCGUUAUGAAGUGUUGGUGCCAGAAAAUUCUGAAGAAAUGUUACCCAAGUUUGAUCGAAAUUGUGAAAGGAAUAAAAGCUUGUCAUCUGAUGAAGCUUAUAACUAUGUAGAGGCUUCCCGUCUAGAGAUUGAUGUGGCCCUGCAAGAGCAACCCUACCAAAGAGCUCCAAGCAGUGGUGAAAUUGUUAAUGCUGCUGAUCAAGCGUUAUGUCAGGAAAGUUCUGUAACCUUGAAUACAUCCCCCAUGUGUGAUGGAGAUCGUGGUAAAAACAGUUUAUCUUCUGAUGGAAUUGUUGGGUAUGUGGCCAGUGACUUUCUUUCACCUGAAAGCCAUGGAGAUAGUGCACACAAGAAUAUGUUACCGGAUCAAACUUUGGAAAUGGCGUCUAGUGAUUCUCAGCAAGCCUGUAAGCUCCCACAGGAGAAAUGUUUCUGUGGUAUUAUUGGCGAUGGCUCGGAAUAUUGUGGCACCAUGGACACAAGUAGAGGUGAUGAGGAUACUGUCCAUAAGACAUCCUUUUAUCAGAAAGAUGCUGAAGCUGUGUACUCACUGACAGGCUCUGAAAAUCAUGAAGAUACCAAACCUAUGGACAUCCUGACAAUAUCUGAGGGGAGCUGUGAACCCAAGAGCAUCGGUAUGUCAUUGAACGACACCUGUAAUCAGAUGGCUGGAACGUAUCUUGAAACCAAAAUGCUCCAGCAAGUUGAACAGCAAAGGACUCAUGGCUGCUGUGAGGAUGUUACAGGCGAUAGAUCAUUGGUUCUCGAAGAUUCUGGAAAGAACAUGUCGCCCAAGCUCAGUUUUGGUAACAUGCAGACUAUUGCUGAAACUAGGACUGAGUUGGAUGUUGGUCAUGUGGAAACUGAAGCUUCCCUCCAAGAGAAACAAAACCAAAGAGCUAGAAGCUGCUAUGGAGUGGUUAAUACAGAUGAUAUUCUGCACCUGGAGAACCCUGAAACCAUGGAUCUGUGGCCCAACCAUGACGAGGAUGGAAUUUUGCAAAUGGUGGCUACUGAUACUUCGUCUGUCUCGGAAUAUUCUGGCACUAUGGAUACCACUACAGGUAAGGGUCAUUGUGACCAAAAGACAUCUUUUUAUCAGAAAGUUGCUGAAGCUUCAUACUUGCCGACAGGCUCUGAAGAUCAUGCAGGUACUACCAACGCUCUGGCACUCAGCAAAGCAGUGCCGCAGCCGGAGACACCGUACCAAGAUCUCCCAAGCGAACACGAAGCAGCCUAUGAAAACUCCGACUCCACGGAUCCGUUUGCGGUCUGCGCUGAAGGUUACGGAAGCAGGAGUGGGAUGCCAAUUGACAGCAUCCAAGGUCAUCUGGUUGACGCCGAUCUCCUAGGAACAACCUCGGAGUCCAGGACAGGCUUCUUCGAUGGCUCCUCGAGCGAACUUGCCGAGAUGAUCAUGCUCGCACAUGACCCGGGCAAGAGCUGAUGAACCGCACUGGUCGUGCUGCGGCUUGGGAAGAGGAGGUUACCCUUUACCAAGCAGAGCACAAGACUCACUCCAGUGGGCACAGUGAACCGCCUUCUUCUCGUCGUCGUCAUCAUCAUCAUCUACGGCAUCGGAGCGUUGCUCCCUAUUACUGAAUUAAUUAAUUCCUGCAAAGUGGCAAAGUUUAUCUAAACUACUCUUUCAGACAUCCGUGGGUUUUCCCAAGUACCUCUGCCUGAAACAAAACCAUGAUUUAAGUGACAUGCUGAAGUGAGAUUUCUCUCUGUUUUACUGAUACUA